UAGCUUUUUUCUGCAAGGAAAAUAAGGCCCAACUAAAUAAAACCUCAAAUUAAGGAAAACCAUACUCAUAAAGGAAAGAAAAAGAUUCAUUUCAGUUCAUUUGCACAUCUCUCUUCUCCUCAAAAGUAUUAAACCCUAAUUUGAGUUGAAAUAAAACAAUCUACGAGGUUCUCCAAUGGCGGAUGAUGAUUACAAUGAUUUGGAUAUGGGGUAUGAGGAUGAGCCUCCAGAGCCUGAAAUUGAGGAAGGGGAAGAGGAAGAGAAUGUACAACCAGAUGAUGACUUGAAUGAUCCUAUCAUAGAAGGUGAAGACAGAGAAGCAGAAGCAAAGGAGAAACAGCAGAGGAAGACCUCCAAAUACAUGACAAAGUAUGAGCGAGCUAGAAUUCUUGGAACACGUGCUCUUCAAAUCAGUAUGAAUGCUCCGGUCAUGGUCGAGUUGGAAGGUGAAACUGAUCCACUUGAGAUUGCCAUGAAGGAGCUUCGCCAACACAAGAUACCAUUCACUAUCCGGCGUUAUUUGCCUGAUGGAAGUUAUGAAGAUUGGGGAGUGGAUGAAUUGAUCGUUGAAGAUUCUUGGAAGAGACAAGUAGGAGGCGACUAAUGAAAUUGUUCGAUCAUAAUUGCUUCGAUGCUGACUGCAGUUAUCUUCUAGUAUAUAUACUCUGAUUGUUCUAAGUCGUUUAAGCAAACAUAAUUAAGCUGAUACUGAUAGUGAAACUCUAAUGGAUACUCGUUUAGCAUAAUUGGUACGAAUUAGUGAUUGCAUUUGUCCGCCAGCUUCCUAUUAAAUAUAAACAGUGCAGUGUCAUUGAACAUGUAAUUCAUAUCAUGCCCACUUUCAUAGGAUUAACUAGUGUGGAGAGCGAAGAAUGACAGUAAUUCAUACCCAUAAAGGAGAGUACUAUGAAAGACUCCUUCGACUCGAAUGUUGGACAAAUAAAUUAUUUGAAAUGCAAUUUACAUAUACUCUCAAUUAAUUGCCA
Molecule: messenger RNA, 986 nt
Organism: Amaranthus tricolor (Joseph's coat)
Lineage: Eukaryota; Viridiplantae; Streptophyta; Magnoliopsida; Caryophyllales; Amaranthaceae
Product: DNA-directed RNA polymerases II, IV and V subunit 6A-like
Exons: 7
Coding region: 176-604 (142 amino acids)
Biological process (GO): DNA-templated transcription
Cellular component (GO): RNA polymerase I complex; nucleus; RNA polymerase II, core complex
Molecular function (GO): DNA-directed RNA polymerase activity; DNA binding
Source: RefSeq, a predicted model, not a curated record